Molecule: messenger RNA, 1130 nt
Organism: Durio zibethinus
Lineage: Eukaryota; Viridiplantae; Streptophyta; Magnoliopsida; Malvales; Malvaceae
Biological process (GO): root development; shoot system development
Source: RefSeq, a predicted model, not a curated record
GAUAUUUGAAGAGAAUGAGAUUCCUCAUGUCUCACCUCUGUAAUAUAUAUUGGGCAGAUGAUAAGGGAAAGACAGCAAAUAGCUAGACUGAGUUGGACACAAUUGCAAGGCCUUUUCUCUAUUCUCUAAAACAAGAAAAAAUGGCUACCUCUCCUUUGAACAUCCGACUUUCUUUUCAUUCUCGCUCCAACAGCUUGCCCUCGAGGCAACACCCCAUUGCUUUACAAGUUGGUGAGAUCCGAUUGAUGGCAUCAGAAACAGCUUCUACAUCAUCAUCAUCAUCAUCAAUAGGUCAUAAUCUAAAUGGUCUUCAAGAUUUGCAUGAAUGUGUUGAUUUGUUGCUUCAACUGCCCCUCACUCUACAGGUUCUAGCCCAAGAGCAGCAUCGGCAAUGCGUUGAAUUACUAUUGGAUAGAUUUCUUUUGCUCUUGGAUGUAUGUAGCACUGCCAAGGAUGCUUUGUUGCAGACAAAGGAGUGCACUCAAGAACUUCAAUCAGUUUUUCGCAGAAGACGAGGAGCUGAAAUGGGGCUUGUAAUUGAGGUCAGGAAAUAUUUAACCUCUAGGAAAGCAAUGAAGAAGGUUAUCUGCAAGGCCUUAAAGAAUCUGAAGCAAAUGGAAACUAAAUCUAACACCUCUUCUUUCAACAAUGAUGGUGAGAAUGGAGAUGUGAUUAGCAUCUUAAGAGAAGUGGAAGCAGUUACAGUCAGAGUGCUACAAUCCUUGUUGUCCUUUAUCUCAGGGCCAGACGCAGAAUCAAAGUUGUGCCGCUGGUCACUUGUUUUAAAGUUAAUGCACCAAAAGAGAGUAGGAUGUGUGGAAGAACAAAACACAAAUGAAAUUGCAAAUGCAGAAGCUGCAUUACGCUCUCUCAUCAAAUCUGACAACAUCAAGCAUAUUGAAAAUGUGCAAAUUGAGCUCCAAAAAUCAGAGUUGUGCAUUCAAGAUCUUGAAGAAGGACUUGAAAACCUCUUCAGGCGUUUGAUCAAAGCUAGAGUCAUUGUCCUCAACAUCCUCAACUGUUAUUAUUAUGGCAACCAAAAGCCAAAAUUUUGCGUCUGGAUUUUGCAUAACUUUUGCCUAGUUUCAACCAUUAAGUCUAUUGGAUUAACAUCUAGUUUUGCAAAUUAA